Molecule: messenger RNA, 972 nt
Organism: Ascochyta rabiei
Lineage: Eukaryota; Fungi; Ascomycota; Dothideomycetes; Pleosporales; Didymellaceae
Exons: 3
Coding region: 1-972 (323 amino acids)
Source: RefSeq, a predicted model, not a curated record
AUGUCCCCCCGCCAAGUCUCACCCAGACACAUGCCCGACAUCACCCUGCCCGCAUCCUACGACGACCUCAAUGCCCAGUGGACUUGCAUCCGCACCACGCACCACGCCGCCGAGCCCGGCAUCAUCGUCCUCACGCUCUACCGCCCGGGCAAGCACAAUGCCUUUACGGACACGAUGCGCGCCGAGAUGGAGCGGGCGUACGCCAUGUUCGAUGCUGACGCGCGAGUGAGGUGCAUUGUCGUGACGGGCGACGGGAGGAUCUUUUGCGCGGGCGCGGAUCUCGACGUUGGGUUUGGAGGCGGCGUUGCCGGGGAGGAGGCGGAGAGGGUGCAGGAUCAUCGGGACGGCGGCGGCCGCGUGACCCUCUCCAUCUUCCACUGCCGCAAGCCCACCAUAGGCGCGCUGCAGGGCUCCGCAGUCGGCAUCGGCAUCACCAUGACGCUCCCCAUGAACAUCCGGCUGUGCUACCGCGACGCGAAAAUCGGCUUCGUCUUCGCCCGCCGCGGUCUCGUCAUGGAAGCCUGCUCAUCCUUCUUCCUGCCGCGCCUCAUCGGGCACUCGCGCGCCAUGCAGGCCGUCACCACGGGGAGCGUGUACCUCGCCAGGGACAAGGUGUUUGAUGGCUUGUUCAGCGAGCUGUUGGACUCGCCCGACGAGGUGCUGCCGCGCGCGCUGCAGGUCGCCGAGGAUGUGGUCAGGAACACGAGCGUGGUUAGUACGUACUUGAUGAAGGAGAUGAUGUAUAGGGAUGCGGGGAGUCCGGAGGGCCAGCAUUUGCUCGACUCGAGGGUCAUCUACGAGCUGUUUGGGAGCCCCGAUAAUACUGAAGGCGUCCAGUCCUUCUUGCAGAAGAGGCCGGCACAGUUCUCGGGGACCAUGGACAAUACCAACGUCACUGGAUACCCGUGGUGGAUGCCCAUCGACACGUUGGGGAGGGCCAAGGUGGAUCCGUCAGGGAAGCCUAAGAUCUAA